Molecule: messenger RNA, 1539 nt
Organism: Didymodactylos carnosus
Lineage: Eukaryota; Metazoa; Rotifera; Eurotatoria; Philodinida; Philodinidae
Source: the annotation of a GenBank genome assembly
AUGGCAACUACACGCUCCGCAUCGCUAUCAUCGACCAAUAUCUACGCUCCUACUGAUAGCACACUAGUUUCGUCAACCGGACGAUGGGCUCGUUUUUCAAAGAUUCUCAACAAACUUGAUAGUGUUGGUUUAGAAGCACGUGGUAUAGCACGUAUUACGCCCGAGGAACGUACUGACUCGAAGCUGAUUAAUACAGCUAUGAUCUGGGUUGCUGCAAAUACGUUCAUUUCUUGCUUUGCCAUUGGUACUCUUGGUCCUGCCGUAUUCAAUCUUGGUUUGUAUGAUUCAUUUGCAACUGUUACCUUCUUCAACUUACUUGGUGCACUUCCUGUAGCUGCAAUGGCCUGUGCUGGUCCUGCCUCAGGCUUAAGAACAAUGGCUUUUUCCCGUUUUAGUUGGGGUUAUUAUGGAGCUAGUCUUGCUGCUUCUCUCAAUUGUAUUGCUGCCAUAGGAUGGUCUGCAGUCAAUUGUAUAACUGGUGGACAAACACUUCGAGUUGUCUCCAAUAAUACACUUCCAGUCGCUGUCGGUGUUAUUAUUAUUGCCAUUUGCACUUUAGUACUCUCAUUUGCCGGUUAUAAGUGGAUACACAUUUACGAACGAUAUUCAUGGAUUCCAGUUUUCAUUGCUUUCUGUAUUAUGGCCGGAGUUGGUGCAAAGAAUUUUACCAAUUCUGGCCAAGCAGCAAUGAAAAGUGGACGGAUAGAAGCUGCCAACGUUCUCAGUUUUGGUGGAACGGUCUUUGGUUUUGCUGUUGCUUGGACUUCACUGGCAGCUGAUUACAAUGCCUACUUUCCAGAGGACACGAGUUCAACUAAAGUCUUUACACUCACUUACCUUGGUAAUAUUAUUCCACUUAUGCUUAUAGAAUUUCUUGGUGCAGCUGUUUACACUGGCACCUACACAAAUAGUGCCUGGGCUAGCGCUUACAAUUCUAACAGUAUCGGUGGUCUCAUUGGUGCUAGUCUCUCAUCUGUACACGGUUUCGGCAAGUUUCUACUCAUUCUCUUUGCUCUUUCAAUCGUUGCCAAUAAUAUUCCGAAUACGUAUUCACUUUCACUCUCAGCACAAGUCAUAGCACCCGUUUUCUCUCGUAUUCCACGAUUUAUCUAUACAAUUGUUGCCACUGCAAUCUACAUUCCCAUAGCUAUUGUUGGCGCUGCUAAAUUCAACGAAUCUCUGACUACUUUUAUGGACGUUCUUUCCUAUUGGCUUGCAAUUUUUAUUGCUGUUGUUUUCGAAGAACAUAUUCUAUUUAAACGUUGUUCAUUCAAGAAUUAUGAUUUUAGUGUAUGGAAUAAUCGUAAAGCAUUGCCAAUUUCUUUUGCUGCUAUUGGUGCUGGUCUAAUUGGUGUUUGUGGUGCUGUACUUGGAAUGUCUCAGACGCACUUUGUCGGUCCAAUUGGAAAGGUUGUUGGAGUAACAGACCACAAUAACUCUUUUGUUGGUGCUGAUGUUGGCUUUGAAAUGGCCUUUGCUUUUACUGCUAUUAUUUACCCGCUUUUUCGUUUUAUAGAGCUGCGUUUCAUUGGUCGAUAA